Kwoniella mangroviensis CBS 8507 is the source of this 555-nucleotide messenger RNA. RefSeq lists its product as uncharacterized. The record is from RefSeq and is a predicted model, not a curated record. The transcript has 2 exons. NCBI's taxonomy places the organism in Eukaryota, Fungi, Basidiomycota, Tremellomycetes, Tremellales, Cryptococcaceae. Bases 1 to 555 code for a protein of 184 amino acids.
AUGACAACCCUCACCAACGCAAUCACAUCUCUCCCCGCUCCCUCCAUCACCCUCGCUUUAGGAGGACUGACCACCGCCUAUGUCUUCUUCGCCAACAUCGGUGAGACCCAACGAGGUUCAAUCGCCUAUCUGAAUGGAAGACUGACACCGGUAACUCUGAAUGAUAAGGAGAGAGCGAAAGUAUGGAGAGGUUACUUUAAGCCUGCUGCAACAUGGAUCGUUUCCGGCUCUCUCAUUUCUUCCGCACUCAAUAUCACCACAUCAUACUUGCACAAAUCACACCUCAUAUCAAAGAUCACUUUCGUCUCAGGAUUAGCCUCUGUCUGGAUUUUGCCCAUCACUUUCUUCGUCGGACUCUUACCUAUCAAUUCCAGACUGUUCGAACUUGCUGAACAAGAUGAAGGUACCGCAAACAAAAUCAUCACUCCCACAUCUGACGAUGAAGCUAAGAAGUUGAUCAAGACCUGGGAGGAGAAGCAUCUAAUUAGAUUGCCGAGUUAUGGUGUUGCGUGGGGGUUGAGCUUUUUGGCUAUUCUCUUGGAUGGAAGGGUUUAG